GACGUCAAAACAGCAAUGCGAUGAUCACUAGGAUUAUUUUGGAUCCGUGGUGGGAGCACUGAAGAUAAUACAAAGGAUCAGACCGCUGACAUAGGUUACAUAUGUUACCAGGUGCGUGUGUGGAAUGUGUGCAGGAUGAGCAGCACAUUUGUCACAUUAGCUGAAGUUCUGGAGGCACGAGGGGGACCUCUGCUGGAGGAAGAGGUCUGGUCCGUGCUGCUGGGCACUGCAGAGUCUUUAGUGGAUGUCUCUUAUAAGGGCCAGAACAAUAUGUGUAAUAUCAUAAGCCCCACCUCCUUGCUGCUAUCGGCCACUGGUACCUUAGCAUUUAAGAACUGUGGCCUAUCAGAUGAGGUAUCCACCUUCACUGCUCCAGAGAUGCUGCAGGGCCGUGCCAGCUCAACCAAACCUGCCAUGGAGAGGAUGCUGGUGUAUUCACUGGGUAUGACUCUCUACUGGUCAGUUGAUUUUCAGCUACCUCAAAAUCAGCCAGUCCAGUUGAGUGACCAUCUAAACAGCCUCCUGCUCAGCAUGUGUGAGGACCUGGCCCACCGCAGGGUCAAUCUCAACUCCAUCCUGGAAGCCUGUGAAUCUCAGCAUAAAGCCACCAUCCUGCCGCCGCCUGCCAAAGUCAUCAGACAGCUGGUGGAGGAGGUUUUUCAUGAUUCAAUGGACCAGGGCUCUCUGCCAGAAAGUCACGUCCCUUUGAGUGGCAGGAGCCAGAUGAUCAGAGAGAGGCUUCAUGGAAAGAGAGGGCCACUCUCAGACUUCAGUGAAGGCAGUGCUGAAGGGAGAAGAUACUCAACGGACUCUGACUCAAAGUCAGGGAGUUUACCUCAUCAGAGACCAUGGAGACAAAGACCAAGAAGCUCUCCCACACCGCUGUACCAUUCUUCUUUAGACAGAAUCCCUCGUGGGGUCCGUCACAGGGACAGCAACUGCAGUUGGGUUGGUAGGAGCCCCCAUCACGACAUCUCUCCGAAAACAUCAGGCAGAUCUCACAGUCCUUCCAUCACCUUCAGCGAGUCCUCGCUCAGCCUGAGCCAGAGGAAAGCUAAGGCUUUGGGUCCUGAAUUCGUCAGAAUGCCUGAUGAACAACAAAUUGUUCUUGAGCUUCCAGGAUCUAUUGUGUCCAGAAAGGGCCGCUCGUGUUCGUCUCAGAGAGAAGUGACUGUAGUGCUGCCUAACGGACAGUACGUGGUGGUUCGCUGUGACAAUAAGUCCAAAGCAAGAGAUGUGUUUGACAUGGUGGUGGCUCACGCAAACUUGGUGGAACACUUCUACUUUGGUCUAGCCUUUAUAGAUGAUGAUGAAUAUUUCUUCUUGGACAAUGAAGUAAAAAUCUCCAAAGUUGCGCCUGACAGUUGGAAAAAAGGGCAGAUGUUAUCCUUUUUGGUGUUUCUUCGAGUCAAAUUUUUCGUUGAUGAUAUGUCCUUCAUUUUGCACAGACUGACCCGUCACCAGUACUACUUACAGCUCCGCAAUGAUCUCCUAGAGGACAGGCUGUACUGCAAUGAGGAGACAGGUCUCUUUCUGGCUGCUCUUGCUCUGCAGGCUGAGUUUGGUGAUUACAUGCCAGAGCUGUAUGGUAAGAAUUACUACCAGCCGGAGCAUUAUGUGUCCAAGAGGAUGCUAGAGAAGCUGGCCCUGCCCAACAUCAAGGAAGAGUUGCCAAGACUACAUGCAAGUCAUGCCCAGAUGCUUCCUGAAGAGGCAGAAAUAGAGUACCUAAAGAUUGCCCAGCAGUUACCAGAGUAUGGGGUUAUGUUCCACCGUGUGGGGAGAGAGAAAAGGCCAGUGGUUGGAGAGUUGGUUUUGGGAGUCUGUGCCAAAGGAAUCGUUGUGUACGAGAUGAAGAACCACCUCCGCACUGUCACCAGACGCUUCCUCUGGAGGGAAACUGACACCAUAUCGACUGGGCGACGUAAACUGAUUAUAGAGUGUGGCGGGCCCAGCGGGAAAAAGCACAGCUUUAUAACAGAAAGUUCAAAAAUAGCACAGUACCUCCUGAACCUCUGCUCAGCACAGCACAAGUUUCAUAGCGAGAUGUCGUCACGACAGCUUAACCACACCAUGAUACCAGAUGAAAACGAGGAUAAGUACAUGUCUGUGUACCGGGGUCGUAACUCGAGCCUGAAGAGGAUGUCCUGCUCAGAGGGCAUGUUGAACCAUGUAGGUUUGACACCUGGUCAGCCAGACUCCCUGUCCAAGUCCUGUGACAACCUGACGGCCAAGCUGGAGGCGAGGCUGCGCCAGCAGAGGGAGAUGAGGAGGGAGAUGAGCAGAGAGAUGAACAAGGAGCUUGGGGAAACAGGAGACCUCACAAAAGAGCGACAGUGUUGGAGCACUGCAGAGACGAUUCCCAGAAUGAUGUCCAGUGUCUCGCUACAGAAGCAGGACUCUGACACUUCUUCUUCUAUACGAGUUGAUACACCAACCAGGACCCCACCAGAGAGAGAGAUAGUCUGUGUGUCCCUGAAGAAAGAUCCCAAACUGGGCUUUGGCUUUGUGAUCGUGGGAGAGGACAAUACAGGUAAACUUGACCUUGGGAUCUUCAUUGCUUCCAUUGUGCCUGACGGGCCUGCAGACAAAGAUGGAAGAAUCAAACCCGGUGGACGUCUAAUCUCCCUAAACAAGACUAGUUUGGAAGGAGUGAUAUUCAGCGACGCUGCUGCUAUCUUACAGAGCAGCCCUGAUGAGGUGGAGCUCAUUGUGUCCCAGCCGAAACAGUCUCAGGACAGACGUAGUUCCUUGAGUCAAAGUACUCUUGGUUUGGCAUUGGAGAGGAGCUUCGGCUCACAGACCACACUGAGCGGCACAGACUACCGUCCUGUCGUGGAGGAACUGGAGGAGGCCAUCUCGCUGUCCAACAUGGCAACCCCAAAACAGAGCAGGAGGCUUCACAUUCCUGUUGUGCGAAUACACGACGCCCAGGACCCGUGCUCCAGAUCUCCCUCUAUCUUAAGUUUGAGAAGUGGAGAGCAGUUUUUAAUUGAGCUUAAGAAAAGCAAUGGCAGUCUGGGCAUCAGUGUUGCUGGAGGAGUAAACACCAAUGUGCGAUACGGAGGCAUCUACAUCAAGAGUCUGGUGCUUGGAGGUGCUGCAGAGCAGGACGGGCGCAUUCAGAUCGGUGACAGACUGCUGGAGGUUGAUGGGUCCAACCUGAGGGGUGUGACUCACCACCAAGCUGUCGAGUGCCUGAAGAGGACUGGGGAGGUGGUGAACCUGCUGUUGGAAAGGGAGCCCACGGUAAUCUUGGAGCCCAGACCUGACUCACCCUGCCUCCCGUUGGCCCACAGUUCAUCACAUACACAAUCCCUCAGGACUGAAGUCUCCAUGGAAACGACCUUGAGUGGUCGAGCCAAGGACUACAGCUUUGUGACUGAUGAAAACACACAUGAAGUGGUGCUGAAGAAGAGUCUGUCUGGCCUCGGCUUCAGCUUUAACAUCUCACAUCUUCGCUCGGGGCCCGACCGUGGCAGCGUGGUCCGCAUCAAACGUCUGUUCCCCGGUCAGCCAGCGAUAGAGAGUGGUCUGCUGCAAGCGGGAGACAUCAUUCUGUCCGUCAAUAACCAGCAUGUAAAGGACCUCUCUUACCAGAGGGUUUUGUUCCUGUUGCGAGGAGCUCCAUCUGAAGUUCAUCUGGUGAUCUGCAGACCAGGUCCUGGAGUGCUAUAUGACGUAGAUGACAACACACUGAGUCCUGCACUCUUCCGUGAGGUUCGAUCUCGGUCUCUGGACAUCCGGCUAGGAGAGGACUACAGCCACUUUAAUUAUGAUGUUAAAAUAUCAGCCCUAAAGACGACCCCAACCCUUGAGGAAGAUCUGAAAAACACAAGAGAGAGAGAGAGAAGAGAGAGAAGCCCAGAUCCUCCUGCAGUUCAAGCACCUGCUGAGACCCAGGAGAGGCGUGCGGGUGAAGCAAAGGCCACCCAGACUCCUCCAUCACGUCCUCGCUCACCUCCGUCGCCCACCUCACCUACUUCACCUCCGUCACCAGUCUCGCCUGCCUCCCCUGUAUCCCCCGCCUCACCUGCCUCACCAGCCUCACCCACCUCACCUGCCUCACCUGCCUGUGGCUCUCCACCAGCAGCAGCAGAAUCCCCACAAACCACUGGGAAACCACAGGAACAACAGGAAGCAGAAGCAAAGAGGAAGACCGAGGGAGGGGAGGAGGUUGCAACAACAACAACAAGCUCAACUGUGAUGCUUAUGGAUGUCUGUCCUAAGACUGGUUCCAACUACGAAUAUACCAGUGGCAUCAGAGAGGAAGCAGAUGGAAGUGUGACCUACUGCCUGAUGGGAAAUGGACUAACUAUCAUGGCAGAUGAAGAGUACCUGACGAUCAGCUCCACACUGGAGCCUCCUCACAGCCGUUCCUCCAGUCUGGUCACUCACACUCCAGCCACCAACCUUGCAGGCCUCCACUCUCAAACCUCCAACAGCUCCUCGAGUUUCAGCUCUCAGAAUCCAAACCUCGGCCCUCACGUCCCCACCACCACCUCGCCCCUCAGCCUCUCAUCCGACACCCCAACCACUUGCCCGCUGGCCCACCCAUCCCAACCACUCACAACCCAGCCACCGAAAUCCAAGCACCAUCUGAUCCAGCAGGGGCUUCUUCCAAGUCACUACAAAGCCAUCGCCAAAAACAGUAGGCUUAUAGUGCACCCACCUCAGCCUCCUGCUCCACUGACACCCAUCACAGCGCAGGUCGCCCCCUCUGUGCCUCCUUGUUCGAGUCCACCUGCUCCAACGCUGCCGCCCACUUUACUGCCCUCUCCUGCCCAGAGCCACACCCAGCUCAGGGAAGAACCAGAGAAGAAAGAAAGGGAAUACAAGGAUGAUGAUUAUGAAGAAUUAGAGGAUGAGGAGGAAGAAGAGAGUCGAAGAAAGGGAUUGGUUAAAGAGUUUGAACUGACGGUAGUUCUGACCAAGUCCAGGAGCGGAAGCUUUGGUUUCACCAUCACUCGGAGCAAGCUGGACAACUGCUACUACAUACAAGAAAUACUGGACAAUCCAGCCAAAGCAGACGGACGACUCAGAGCGGGAGACAGGCUCAUAACAGUAAAUGGGCAUGAUGUUACCAGUGUGGCAGAUGAUGUUGCCAUGACCAUUCUCAGGUCAUCCCCUCGAAGACUGAGUAUGACUCUGGGGAGGGCUGUUACCAACCUGGUGGUUGCACCAUCUUGUGACAGCCUGCCUGAUAUAGUCCUCUACAAGACACCUUCGGGACAGCUGGGUAUAAAGCUGACAGGAGGCAUUGGCAGCAAAUGGCAGGGCAUCUACUGUCUGCAGGUGGUGCCGGGCUCCCCAGCCAGCGAGGAGGGCAGCGUCCAACCCAAUGACAAGAUCCUCUACAUCUGCGGCAGGUGCACCCUAGGAAUGACCCUGGAGGAUGCAGUCAAAGCCUGUGAGCUUGCCCCUCGUAAAGUUAAGCUGAAAGUCAUCAGAGAAGACCAGCCAGUGACCCCCAAGGCGAAGUGGAACGGUCUGUUUGACUGGAAAAAGGACAGGAAGUUCUUUGCUCGUUUCGAAGAACCCGUCUCUCCAGAAAAAGAGUCUCCUACAGAAGAUGUUGAAGCUGUGUGUCGGACUUCUGGGAAUUUCAGAUGUCUCUCUCUCACACAAGAGCACGAUAGUUGCAUCAUGCAAGUAGAGUUCACAAAACCAGAAGGAGGCGGCCUCGGCUUUGCCCUGAUCGGGGGAACCAAUGGCAGCAUGCUCAGAGUGAAAGAAAUCUGCUCUGGAGGAGUAGCGGAGCAGGACGGUCGGCUGAGAGUGGGAGAUAUUCUAUUAGAGGUGAACGGUGUGAUUGUGUCCGGGUUGAGCCACAGUAAAGUGGUGGAUAUCCUGCGUAAAGCUGAGGGCAGUGUGCAGCUCACCAUCUGCAGAGACAUCCUGCCCCUGACCUACCACGAGUCACCUACACCGCCCAACAUGUCCGCUCAGACCGAAGCUAUUUUAGCCGAGCAGCCGGCUCCUGUGUCCAGCCCGGAUACCUGUCCCUCACCUGACGUCAUGCUGAAGAAGCCAGUUGAGCACCCCCCAGUCUCAGAGGCGACUUCAGACCCUGUGGUCAGUGAAGCUGAUGUGGUCGUUUCCUCACCACCUCCUCCACCACGCCGACUGACUGUCAUAACAGAUGACCCUGAAAUUGCACAGGAGAGCUGUAACAGCACCCCUUCUCAUCAAGCUUGUUGCCCGUCCCUCAAUGUCACUGACAUGUUGCAUGGAGCUUCUGACAGGAAACAAAUUGUGACCAAACUUUUGGACCGGUCCUGCAAAGACAUCCGGAAAACCCAGUCAGACGGCUGGAGCAGUGAAGAAGAAGAUGAUGUCUUUGACGGCACCAGUCGGGAAAUGACCUCAACUCAAACAGGCCCACCCAUAGUGUCAGAGGAGGAACUGGCCAGUUUAGCUCUCAUUAGCCCCUCCAAGACCAGCCAGUACUCAGGCUCCAGGGUCAAAGCUCUCAUCCAGAUUCUGCAGCAUCAACUGGACCAGCAGGAACUGGUCAAAGAGUUCAUGGCUCUGGAGCACCUGAAGCCCUCUGACAACUGUCUGGUGGGAAAAGCCCCCGAGAACAGAGACAAGAACCGCUACAGAGACAUCCUGCCCUAUGAUGAAACCCGUGUUGCCAUUGGAGACAACCAGGAGUACAUCAACGCCAGUUACAUCCGCAUGCAAGUUGGCGAGGAAGAGUUCUUCUACAUCUCCUGUCAGGGUCCUCUCCCUUCCACAGUGCCGGCCUUCUGGCAGAUGAUCUGGGAGAACAAAUCCGACGUUAUUGCCAUGAUGACCCAGGAAAUAGAACGGGGACGGAUUAAAUGUCACAAGUACUGGCCAGAGAAGCUGGACAUGCCUCUGGACACCGGCAGGUACCAGCUCCACCUGGAGAACCAACAGUACCUGGAGUAUUUCCACAUCAAGAUCAUCCGCAUGGUGGAGACAGAGACUGGCGAGACACAUUUUGUCCGUCACCUGAAGUUCACACACUGGCCUGACCACGGAGUGCCCAAGAGCUCUGAGCAGCUGGUUCGCUUCAUCCGCUACCUGAGGGCGGUGCACCACAAGGGACCAGUCACUGUGCACUGCAGCGCGGGCAUCGGACGCACAGGAGUUCUCAUCUGCACUGACGUUAUCCUCAGCCUCAUUGAGAACGAUUUGCCUAUUAAUGUAACUGACGUCGUAAAAGAGAUGAGACUUCAGCGGCAUGGGAUGAUUCAAACCAAGGAACAGUACUUCUUCUGCUACAAAGUCUGGCUGGAGGUUUUACAGGGCAUUUUACAGCUUCACGGCAACCAAUGGCAACCGGAAAGUCCCCGAGACCACAAAGUAGUUUGAAUGUUUCCACCUCCAGUUCACCGACCUGUAAAGCACAGACUGCGUAUGAGUAACCACGUCUAUCACGGCAUAGACUGCUGAUACUUUUUUCUUUGGCUGUAGUUAGUUUAGUUAGCGAUAAUAAGAAAUCUGUACUUCUCUGUUUUGAUACUUUGUGUUGAGGAGGCCUGUUGUUUUAGACUUCAACUGUAAUGUUUUUGUUCUGGUAUGUGCUCUCGGUGCUGUGAUAAUGUCAAUUUAAUUUAGAUCACCGAGGUUGUUUUGCCUUUUUGGGCUUAGUGAUUUGCCUUCUGACUCUAGCAUCUUUUUUAAACUUUGUGUCACUAUUUGAAUGUAUCUCAUUUAUUUCUCUCCAUUGUCCUUUAAUUUGCAUUUAUUUGUAACUGUCAUAUUGCAUGGACUUUAAAAUCUGAUAAUAUUCACUUCUUUUAUCUGUCAUCAAAGUGCACAAGUGAACAUACGAUCAUCAUACCAAAGGGAAUAUCUGUUGAUGAGUAGCAUCUGAUUAAGCAUUGUGUUAUCAUUUCAUUAAGUGCAUUUGUACCCUGGAGAAAAGGGCAUUAGCAAAAGAACACUAUUGAUUUUUCAGUUCAUCAUCUACGGAAAUGAAAAGAAUCAAGUGCCUUGGAAUGACUCACACCGAUUGCUCCACACUGACCCCGAGCUACUUGUCACAAGCAGUUGGGGACAGAGAGCAAGAAACUGAUUUGAGAGCACCCGGUGAUGGUUAGAUUGAAUGUGCAGCUUUCAGUCUGUUUGUGGUCUGUGGACGUUUGGUUGAUCCAAACCGGAGGAGGAUUACAUCUCACCUUUUAGUUCAAGUGUAACUUAGAAACGACGUAAAGUUUGCACACCGCCUGUCAAUCUUUUUUUCUUUGUGGGCCCAUUUUAUACAAAACACUGUCACAACGAAAGUCUUACUACACAUCAACACAACUUGCACACCCUGAUACAGAUAAAGAAUGAUUCAACAUAACAAAUUUUUGGAUGAAUUCAUAAAUUUUCAAAUCAACCUUUUACUAAAAUUUGGACAAAGUAUUAACACUAAAUAUUGAGAUUUUUUGUAAAAUGUACAAAAGUGGUUUAAAUUCAUUCAUUUUGGGGCUGUUAGGUGUAAUUUGUUAUGUAAUCACAUCCUUUAUCUGUAUUCCAUAGCUAUUUUAAUACAAACUCAGCCAAAAAUGCAAAAAAUAUGAGGUUUACAAACUUUCCAUUUUGCCACUUUAGAUGUAUAUGAUGUACAAAGCAAUGAAGCUGCAUCUCCAAGUCACAGAUCAAAGAUGAUUUAUAGCUGCUGGUUUGAACCUCAACCUUUGGAUGUAACUGCUUGUAAGCUUUCUUCUUUUAGCUGCUAUAACACACACACGCACACACACACACAAACAUACACACACCAGCUCUCUUAUUGCAUGCAGACUUUUAAAGUACAGAAGUCUGAGCCUGGAGUUUGGCUGAAUGACUUGAUCAAAAUGUGGAAUGUAACAAAGCAAUACUCUCCACUAGGAGGAGAGAUCUGAAUGUCAAUCUCUUACCUGAUCACAUCUUCCAAACUGUUUGGAGCAUGUCGGUAAGACACAUGCAGUACUGUACCUUUGCCAUGUGGAUGGCUACGCAGAGCCAUCAGCCUCCGUGCUGUGUAUGCAACAUCAUCUCAUCAAUGCUGGUCGGUUGGUUCCCAGCGAUAGGUGUUAUGUGCAAGUUCAUGUUGAUAUGUUUUCUCCCUCCGAUCUUGAAAAAUACUUAUUCUUGGAAAGAACAAACAAAAGCACAUUUUGCAUUCAUCUGUGAAAAAUGCAUCUUGUACAGUAAAGUCAAAGCAAGUGCUUAUGCAACAGCAUUGUGAAAUGUAAUAACCCUUAAUUGCACAACUGCUUAUUUAUGCUAAAUUAAUCUCUUGUCACUGUACCAGCCACUAUGUAACCAAUAACUGAGAACAAUGUAAUACCUCUCUCUUUAAUUAAAAACUAUUGUGAAA
This is a messenger RNA of Centropristis striata (black sea bass), 9319 nucleotides long. It is a transcript of the gene ptpn20, whose product is annotated as protein tyrosine phosphatase non-receptor type 20. The transcript is spliced from 47 exons. The record is from RefSeq and is a predicted model, not a curated record. Gene Ontology annotation, cellular component: cytoskeleton. Lineage: Eukaryota; Metazoa; Chordata; Actinopteri; Perciformes; Serranidae. Gene Ontology annotation, molecular function: protein binding; protein tyrosine phosphatase activity. Bases 136 to 7344 code for a protein of 2402 amino acids. Gene Ontology annotation, biological process: protein dephosphorylation.